CCCUCCCCCAAGAGUCUCCUCCCCUUGCCGUCUCUUUCCCUGGGAGUGCCUGUGUGCCUUUGUCUAGGUGUCUCUCAGAUCUUUCAGACAGCUGCACAGUGAGGACCCAGGAGACAAGAGACAGUCCACAGAGAGACUGCCCCAGAUCACAGUCUGAAGAUGUCGGAGCUGCAGGAAGUUCAAAUCACAGAGGACAACCCACUUUUACAGGACCCUUUAAAGGCAGCUGAACUUGCUGCAAAAUUACUGCAAGUACAAGUGCAGACGCACUCUAUCGAGACUCCAUAUGGAGUGGUGACAGUCACGAUUCAGGGCACCCCCAAACCCAAGAGGCCUGCAAUUGUAACAUUCCAUGAUGUGGGAAUGGACCAUAAAACGUGCUUUGACACACUCUUUAAGUACGAGGACAUGUGUGAAAUUGUGAAGAAUUUUGUUGUGUGUCACAUCGAUGCUCCUGGACAGGAGGAAGGGUCCUCUGUCUAUCCCCUGGGAUAUCAGUACCCCUCACUUGAUCAGUUGGCUGAGACCAUCCCAUCUGUUCUGCAGUACCUGAAUUUUCCCAGUAUAAUAGGGAUUGGAGUUGGUGCCGGAGCUUAUAUCCUCGCCAGAUACACACUCUCUCAUCCUAACACUGUGGAAGGUCUAGUUCUCAUUAAUAUUGACCCCAAUGCCAAAGGCUGGAUGGAUUGGGCAGCACAUAAGCUAACAGGUCUCACAUCCUCCAUCCCUGAAAUGAUUCUCAGUCAUCUCUUCAGUGCAGAAGAGAUUUCUGGGAACUCAGACACUGUGCGUCAGUACAAAACAGCCAUCUUUAACUCCCCCCUUCUCAGCAACAUCCAACUGUACUGGAACAGCUACAACAGUCGUCGAGACCUGAACUUAGAACGUGGAGGGGACGUCACUCUUAAAUGUCCUGUAAUGCUCGUCGUAGGUGAUCAGGCUCCUCAUGAGGAUGCAGUGGUGGAGUGUAACUCAAAACUGGAUCCAACACAGACAUCAUUCCUGAAGAUGGCGGAUUCUGGUGGACAGCCACAAAUAACACAGCCAGGAAAACUGACAGAAGCCUUUAAAUACUUUGUCCAAGGAAUGGGAUACAUCCCCCACAUCCUGGAUAAGAAGCUCAGUAUGGGUGGCUUCCUCAUGCAUGACUCGUCUCUCUCGCUCUCGCACCGCCUCUCUCUCCAGCGAGGGGAAUCGCUCACGCUCUCGUACCCUGUCCCAGAGCAGCGAGUCGGGGGGAGGGCCUCCAGGCCCCUUCACGGAGGUGACCUGCUGAAGGGCCGUGAUUCUGGCGACCAGUGAUCGCCAUCUCUCCCUCAACGCAUCUGAGGGAAAGGAGCAUUUAUCUGUCCCUAGGGGGUGGAGCUAAUGAUGCUGAUUAGAAAACUAAAAACCAAACCCAAAAGUCACAUGGGAGAUAACCAGAUUUUAGUAUCUGUCUAUCAUCUUAUUUUGCCUUUUUUUCCCUUACCAUCCUUCCUCUUUAUUCUUUUACACUUGAUUUCCUGUGUAUUUCUUACUUGUAUCAGUCCAACUAUAGGGAGUCUGGCAAUAUAUUCUGUUCCAUUUAUGAGGCUGUGGAGACAAUAUGUCCAAUCAUUACUUACUACUUUUGCAAUGGAAGAAAUAGUUUGCCAGUGGGCAAUUCCAUUCUAUUCACUUUAAACCCUCUUUUUUUCCUAUAUACCCUUUCUUCAUCACAACUCCCACAUGUGACACCAUUGUCAUAUAAUAAUAAUAAGUCAUUCUUAUUAUCUUAGCUGGCUUAUCCAUCCCCUUUACCUUGCACAUAAAUAUAAAGCAUCAUGUGGAAUUGCAUCACCUGUGUGGCCAAGACAUACUUAUGGGGGGGGUUUGAGAAAGUUAUUGAUGGUCCAACCACUGGAAUACUCAUUUAGUGCAUAGUACGUUGGGGUCACUAAACAAAGCAGCAUUGUGCGGAUGUCAGAUCUGAUGGUCACUACUGUUGUGUCUAGAAGAUACCUUGCACCUGCUAUCUAUAAAUGUCCUUGUUAGCUUCCAGUAGUAUAUUUAACAGACCAUUUAACACACAGUAAUACUCCCUGCUGUACUCACUCAGGGUAACUUACUUGGUUUUCAUUUGUGAAAAUAUGUAAAUAAAGCCCAAGGUAGAAAAAGGGUCUUCGGGUGGGAAAAUGGUAAUAAAGAAAAUGGUUUGGGGUUUAUUGGAGACGUGUAUAGUGAGAUACAGUAAAUACCCCUGUCACAGUGUAUCUGGAAAAGCUUCUCUAUUUAUGCAUUUUGUUUAUUUACCUGUGAUACAUACUCUUUCAUUUCUGUAUUAAAUACUUUGGGGGGAGUUUAAAUUCGGUUUAAAUCAUAGGUUGUCAACCCCUGCCACAAAAAAAUGGUUGGAGGAAAGUGCAAUGUAUAGCAUACCUACUAUAACAGAUAAAGUUUAAUGCUAGACCCAUGAAACGCUCAUGCAUUUUCUGUAGGUAGUCUGUGUUAAUGUGAACAACUGGUCAUUUUAAAUGCAUAAAAGAUUCUGUGCUAAGCUAAAACGUACGAUAAGCAAUUGUGCUCGACUCAUCUCAUUUCAAAUGAAAUCAUUCCAGGGUGCUAGAAUGCUAAAGGGAAUCUACUGUAAACUUUAUGGAUAGUCUUAGUACAGGCAGCUUUCAGUUACAUUAAUUGUCAUUGAUGUGCCUGAUUGCAUAAAAUAACCUUUAGUAGCUUUACAUCACCUCACUUGCAAAAGUAGAUGCUGAUAAACCCUACGUAAAUGUACUAUCGUGGGUCAAAAUUAAGCCGGUGCACUAUGUUCAGAAAGGAGUAUGACAAAUCUAAAUGUUUUCAAUAGAAUGUUUAAAAAAAAGGUGAUUUUAUAGAGACAAAAUGAGUAUUGUAUGGCUUCCAUGUCAAGUUCAACACAAAUUAAACCUUGUAUGUUUCAUGCAGUGGCAUUAAUACAGCAAUACGUUUAGAGAUAUAAAAUGUUUUUGUGAUAGAUUUAAGUACAUCUAACCCCCAUAAAAAAGCUAAUUUUGGAGUGUCUUUUUUGUCUGGCUGAAGAUACCCUCUUUAGUGUGCAUCACAGAAUUGUAUAAUAAAGAUCAUUACAAUAGCCAGGGGGCUGUGUAAACUCUUUUGUGGAAAGUAUAUUGGGCCUGCACUGCUACACAUCAACUCUCAGCAAAAACCCAAAACAUUAAUGCUGUAUAAUAUAGCAAACCAUUAUAUAUCUGUGCAGAUGCAGCAAUGUUCAUAUUGGUUCAUUUCAACACCACCGGAUCACUAUGUGUCACCCUGUAGAGCUCUCCCUUGAGUUUCUUAUAUUGCUUCCUAGAUUUACACCGUAGAUUUCGGUGAUUAUCCAUUUCGAAGGGUAUCCUUCACCCGAGUGGAUGCAGAAUUUGCAUGUUUUGGACAGGGGGAAGGCUUAUUGUGAUAACAGAUGGCAGCUCCAUGAUUCAGUAUGAAAAUUAGGAGAGUAGACGUGAGCUACCUGUUUAAGACUUAUUUUGUUCAUCAUUUUUUCUUUGUUAGUUUUAUUUUUUCCUGACACUAAAAAAAUAAAACUGAUUAAACAGA
Messenger RNA from Spea bombifrons (plains spadefoot toad), 3555 nucleotides. RefSeq names its product NDRG family member 2 (gene NDRG2). Lineage: Eukaryota; Metazoa; Chordata; Amphibia; Anura; Pelobatidae. The record is from RefSeq and is a predicted model, not a curated record. Gene Ontology annotation, cellular component: cytoplasm. The coding region runs from base 160 to 1302 and encodes 380 amino acids. The transcript is spliced from 17 exons. Gene Ontology annotation, biological process: signal transduction.